AUGCUUUAUACAUACAAUUAACAUUUGAAAAAUAAAAUCUUAGGAAGGAAAACAAACAACCAACUAUAAAAAAUUAAAUAAAAAUAAUAAACAAAUUAAGAAGUGAAUAGAUAAAUAGAUCUUGAAUUUAUUGUUUAUCAUUAAUAGAUUGAAGGUAAAAGCAAAUAAAUAAAUAAGCAAUUAAUUAAUAAAUUAAUAAGUAAAUAAAUAGUUAAUACAAAAUACAACUAAAAUAGCAUAGAAAUCAUUUUUUAAAAAUAUUUUAAGAAUUAGAAAGCAAUGUCAUCCUGUAUUAGUACUGGUAUUUCAGCCAUCUAUAUUUUAGAUCAUAAGGGAAGAGUUCUCAUCACAAGAUGUUAUAAAGGUGAUUUGCCUAUUAACAUUCAUGAUAUUUUCAACAAGAAAUUGCUUGAAUAUGAUGAAUUCUCAGUUAAGCCUAUUUUGCGUGAUAAGUAUGGUCACUCUUUCUUCUAUUUACAUCAUAAUAAUUUGAUCUUCUUAGCAAUUUCUAGAAAGAAUACUAACUGCAUGAUGGUGUUCAGCUUCUUGUACCAACUUAUUUAAGUUUUAGUAGAUUAUUUUAAGGAAUUAGAAGAGGAAUCUGUACGUGAUAAUUUUGUUAUUAUUUAUGAACUACUUGAUGAAAUGAUGGAUAAUGGUUAUCCCCAAACCACUGACAAUAAGAUUCUUAAAGGAUUGAUAAAGACUGAAUCUCAUGAGUUGAAAAAAGAUUAAAAAAAGCCAAGCAAGAAUAGUUCUUUGUCAAUCGAAAACUAAGUAGAUGCAAUUACAGGUGCAGUUACUUGGAGAAACAAUGGUAUUUCUUACAAAAAGAAUGAAGUCUUUUUGGAUGUUAUUGAAAAAUUAAAUAUGUUAGUUUCUCAUCAAGGUAAUGUCAUUAAGUCAGAAAUAGCUGGUUAAAUUAGAGUUCGUUGUUUCCUUUCCGGUAUGCCUGAACUUAAAUUAGGUAUCAAUGAUAAGGCCUUUUAUGAUGCAUAAGGGCGUACUUCUAAGAGUAGAGCAAUAGAAUUUGAUGAUAUGAAAUUCCAUGCCUGCGUGAGAUUGUCGAAGUUUGAAAAUGAUAGAGUAAUUUCAUUCAUUCCUCCUGAUGGUGAAUUUGAAUUAGCUUCCUAUCGUUUAGAUGUUCGUGUUAAGCCUCUAUUUUCAGUUGAAGUUACUCCUGAAAGAAAGCCUAACUCUAAUAAAAUUGAAUUCACAGUUAAGGUAAAGAGUAAUUUCAAGCAAAAAUCUACUGCUAAUAACGUUGAAAUCUUUAUCCCUGUACCUGAUGAUGCUGAAACCCCAGUUUUCAAGGCUGCUUAUGGUACUGUCGAAUAUGUUGCUGAAAAAGAAGCUAUGGGAUGGAAAUUUAAGUAAUUCCCUGGCUAAAGAGAAUACAUGAUGACAGCUACUUUCCACUUGCCUACUGUAGUAUCUCCUAAUAGAGAAAAAUUCUAAAGAAUGCCAAUCAGCAUCAACUUCGAAAUCCCUUACUACACCGUAAGUGGUUUCUAAGUUAGAUAUUUAAAAAUAUAAGAAAAGAGUGGUUAUCAUGCUCUUCCUUGGGUUCGUUAUAUUACAUAAAAUGGAGAUUAUCAAAUUAGAAUGUCUUGA
Messenger RNA from Tetrahymena thermophila SB210, 1614 nucleotides. Its product is annotated as clathrin adapter protein AP-1, mu subunit. The record is from RefSeq and is a predicted model, not a curated record. NCBI's taxonomy places the organism in Eukaryota, Ciliophora, Oligohymenophorea, Hymenostomatida, Tetrahymenidae. The transcript is spliced from 2 exons. Gene Ontology annotation, cellular component: cytoplasmic vesicle; clathrin adaptor complex. Gene Ontology annotation, biological process: vesicle-mediated transport; intracellular protein transport.